Messenger RNA from Seminavis robusta, 1647 nucleotides. The record is from the annotation of a GenBank genome assembly. NCBI's taxonomy places the organism in Eukaryota, Bacillariophyta, Bacillariophyceae, Naviculales, Naviculaceae.
AUGAGCGUGCUUCGAAUCCUCCAAGUAUCCAACAGUACUGCAGUAGGUGUUGUGCCAGCCGAUACAGAUACUUCCAUUGCACCAGCCACCACCGAUGCGCCUCAACCAUGCUUGACCACCCAACCAGAACCAUGUUUUCCGCCUCCACCUGCCAAUGUCGAUUGGAGCGAUGGAGCAACCGAAGAAGUUCCCUCUGUUACAUCGGGUGGCAUUCUCGCCUUUAUUGUCUUGGGCUUUAUCAUUGGAGUGGUCGUGUUGUUCAUUGUGUACCGUUGUUUGCGGUCUCGUCCGGGUCAACAGGGCACCGUGUUGGAUGAAGUUACCAAAGGUCACAAAACUGCCUCGGCACCUACUAUGCCUACCCAUAAACAAAAGCCCUCCUCUCAUAUACCAGAGCCAGAAGAAGAAUAUGAUCUGGAAGUGGGUGGUGGAUACUACAACGACUACAACAACCACGAGUACAAUUCAGUACCACACAGUCAGGAUCCACAACAAGAUUCUGCCAUGGAGGAAGCCGAGGAAGAAAUCAUUGAGUUUGUAUACAUGGAACAGGAACUGCAAAACAAGUUGCCGGAACUGUCCAGGCUGCAUGAUAGUAUGGGGGAUGAUCCUCCCGGCGAAGUGAUUGACCAAUCCGCGCUGUAUCUGGAUCGAUAUCCAGCAGCAAUAAACCAAGAACAACAAGCUCUAGUGGUGGCAGAUCCACAACAACAGCAACACGAGGAGCCACUAGAACCAGUCUACUAUGACGAUGAAGAAGUUGUUAUGGACGAACUAGUGUUCGAUGAAGAAAUUGUAUUUGAGGAGGAAGAAGCAUCGCACGAAGAGGAAAUACUGAACGAGGAGGAACUAUUACACUAUGACGAGGACGUCGUGCACGAGGAGGAGGAAGUGAUCAUGCCAGAGGAACCACCGUCUCUGUCGACCACAACAAUGUCACACGCGGAACAACCCACAAGAGAGUUUGGCACUACUUCCAGUCCGUCCAUGUCGACUGCACUACUACCCCAACAAUAUGCCAUAGACGAAACGUCAACGGUGAAUGCAAAUCCCUCCAUGUCUACUGCAGCACUACCACUACAAUCGACAGAGGAAGCGUCCACUGAAGAUGCCUAUCCGUCUACUGCAACACUACCACUGCAACCCACAGAAGACACGUCCACUGUGGAUGGCAGAAUAACAACGGCAGCCUCCGAUGAUGCCAUUGGCACCACGGACGACUCUACGAGGCUUUCGGCCACUGUAGCUUCGGAUGAUGCCAUUGUAGCUGCCGAUGAUUCCCUCGUCGUGGUCCCUCGCCAACGACUACCGUUGGAACCACCAGAGGAAGCAGUCGUACACUUUUUGGAACCAGAGGAGGAGGAAGAAGAAGACGUUUUGCUGGAAGAAGAAGAAGAAGUCAUGGAAGAAGAAGUGGUGGAAGAAGAAGAAGUCAUGGAACCCAUGGAGGACUUUUCUCUCAAUAUGCGAGUAGUGGACAAUGUCAGUGACUAUCAGACCAAGGACAACACGUUCGGAGAGGAAGAACUCGAAGAAGAAAUCAUUGAAGAGUACAUAGUUGAGGAUCAAUCUGUUACCGAAGAAGAAGUGGUGUACGAUGAAGAAGAGGAAUACAGCGAGGAGGAGUUUGUAGAGGUUGCUCAGUAG